Tauraco erythrolophus (red-crested turaco) is the source of this 981-nucleotide messenger RNA. NCBI's taxonomy places the organism in Eukaryota, Metazoa, Chordata, Aves, Musophagiformes, Musophagidae. The record is from RefSeq and is a predicted model, not a curated record.
AUGACUUCUGAUGAUGUUGCUUUCCAGAUUGCUGAGGAUUUCUGGGGUCAUACAGGAACUACAAGUAGUGAAUGCAUCUGUACAGGCAUGCCUUUCAGGGAUUUAACUCGAGGUCUGCAUACCACGGUUUUGCCCUUUGUAUUAAUCGAAAUGAGAACAACGCAUCAUCAGUAUCCCAGCAGGAGCUGUGGACUGGCUGCAGUGUGCACCUUCGCUGUUGGCUAUAUUUUAUGGGUGUGCUGGAUUCACCACGUUACGGGAGUGUGGGUGUACCCGCUUCUUGAGCACCUCAGCCCAGGUGUCAAAAUAAUCUUUUUUGCAGCUGUUACUGUAGUAAUUAACAUAUUCUACUUGGUGGGAGAGGUCUUGAACAACUACAUCUGGGAUACCCAAAAAUGUAUUGAAGAAGGAAAAGAAAAGCCAAAACUGGACUGAACAACAGAGGUGACAUGGAAUAUUGUUUAUGGCUCCAUGGAAGAUUUCUCAUCCCCGACAGAGGCUGGCAUGGAGAGGAACCUUUUGGAAAGGAGGAAGUUUAAUGACCCCUCUGCUCAGUGCAGGGAUAUUUUGGGGAUUUAUAUGGGGAGAAAAUGAUUUUAGCUAAGAGUAAUGGUAAUGUUUCAAUCUCCAUUCCUAGUUCUCCAUGCUUGCAUGUGAUGUACACAUAUAAGAUGUAUUUUAUCUCCACAGCAUUCUCAACGUGCAUUUCUUGCAUCAAAUAAGUCAUUAAAUCAUUAAGGCAAUAAAUCUUCUCAUUUCCAAUAAGAAGAACAAUGGGUCCAUAAUCUGUACUGUUUGAGAAAAGCUUAACCAGAUAGGUCUAAUAUGGGGAAACAAAACAAUCGUAUAUCUUUCAAAGUACAGUGUAAAAAUACAGUAGAAGUUAAUUGCAUGAAUGUAUCCGAAGAAGAAUUCAAUCUGACCGAAAUAUUAAUGAACACAAUGUAACAGCUGCCUUAAAUCAGUGAUGUUAAUAAUUUU